This is a messenger RNA of Triticum aestivum (bread wheat), 796 nucleotides long. RefSeq lists its product as uncharacterized. The transcript is spliced from 3 exons. Bases 124 to 636 code for a protein of 170 amino acids. Lineage: Eukaryota; Viridiplantae; Streptophyta; Magnoliopsida; Poales; Poaceae. The record is from RefSeq and is a predicted model, not a curated record.
CACUGGAGGAGAAACCGGGAACCGUUCACCGUGCGCCGCGCACGUCCUAUCCACACUCCCCCGGUCGACUCCACACACACCGCGCUCCAAGCUCUCCCACCGCAAGACCUCGCGCUCGCAUCCAUGGCCGCGGCAGCCAUUUCCCUCUGCGGCUCGCGCUGCGUCGGCCCGAGCCGGACGCCCGAAUCUCGCCUCGCCUCGCAAGCCGCCGCCGCGCCGUGCGCGCGGCCGUCGUCGUCGCGCCGAAGGCUGGUGGUCGUGGCCGCCAAGUCGUCGGGGAAGAAGGCGGACGAGAAGGUCCCCUCCUGGGCCCGGCCGGGCUCCGACGAGCCUCCUCCGUGGGCGCGCGACGAAGGCGGGGCCUCGGGGCAGGAAGGCGACGCCGUCCAGGUUCCUUUCUACGCGUACCUGCUCGCGUCCGCCGUGACGGCCAUCGCCGCCAUCGGGUCGAUAUUCGAGUACACGAACGGGCGGGCGGUGUUCGGCGUGGUGGGCACGGACAGCCCCCUCUACGCGCCCAUCCUGGGCUUCUUCGCCGUCACCGGCAUCCCGACCUCCGGGUAUCUGUGGUACAAGGCCGUGCAGACGGCGAACAAGGACGCCGAGGAGCAGGACCGCAGGGACGGCUUCCUCUGAUUUGGUUUUCUUUAACAUGUAAUCGUCUUUGUUCUAGAGUACCAGCCUUUUUGCUGGUUGUGCUUAAUGUUAACACAAUUGAGCAUAAAACAUCACGAGGCUAUGGGGAAAUUAGAUUUGUUGCUAUGUUGAAUGCAUGUCUGGUGACCAUGUCCUUGUC